CACAUUCCACAUGUUCCCGUCUAUUCCGAAAGUCACUGACAAAUCCUGGAUCAUUUUUCAUCUCAUACGUUGAUUUGCCACAAAAGCCGCCCUGGAUCUGUGACCACUGGCCUCUACCGUACCUUUACACUUCUAACUUAAAGUAACAGAAACAUGGAUCCUGUUCAAGGCGGGAAUUUAAAAUUUCUGAAAAAAGGCACCGAGAAUGGCUUUGUACUAGUGAGAAAAAGGGAUUUAGAUAAACUAACAACUGAAGUGAUGCAACUGAGGGAGUUCUUGCCCAAAGUGCUAAACAGAGGCUUUGGUGAAAUUCUUCAUGAAACUCAAGCCACAAGAUCAACAAUGGAGCAUGUGACCAAGGAACAAGAAUAUUUGCGACAGGAGUGUCUCCAUCUUCAGUCCAGACUGGAAGCAGUACAAGUUGAAUGCCAAAAAGAAAGAGAGGAGAAGCUGCUGUUGCGUGAUCGCCUCUGGCAAAGUGCCUCAGACCUGCAGCGGCAGGCAGACUUCUGCGCUGAUCUGGGCUCAGCAGCCUGCAGUCUUCUCUGGAGCUGCUCCACCAAGGAAGACACAGUGACACACUGGCUGGUUGAUGGAAAGCUGCAGGCCUUACUGGUCGUUGCUUCCCAGACCCUUCAGAGCUUUAUUGGCUUUAUGGAUGAAGAAAGACAUUCAGAGGAGUUGCAGGGUUACCAGUUUGUUCAGGCCCUGACUGGAACUGUUUCAACAGACAUCGCAGCAGUCUCUUGUGGCCGGGAAUUCCUCUCCACCACAGCUCAGUUUGUGCCAGACACAAUAAUAAAGCUACUGGAAAGGAUGAAGCCAGGAGUGUGUCCAAAAAUCAAAGUGUUGAUGCUGAGCACGCUGUACAAUGUCAGCAUCAGUGUAAAGGGACAAAAGUACAUCAGUCAAAAUCCAGCCCUGCUGUCCGUCAUUUGGAAGUUGCUUGAUGAUGGAGACUGGACGGUUUGUCUCCAGUCACUGCGUCUGCUGCAGUCGCUGAUGCUGGAUGAGGAACAGCUGAUCUCUGAGGACUCCAUUUGGCUGGAUCCUGAGCUGAAGCUCUGUCUCCAACGCCUCUGUUCCAGUCCAAAGCCCAGUUUGAGAGAAGCUGCUGUGCAGGCGUUGAAGGACCUACAGGUGCUGCUGCAGGGUUGGAGAAGUGAACAGAUUGGCACUUGAUGUUUUUGGCAUGUUUUUCAGUCUGCCUGUUCCUCUCUUGUUCGUGUUUUCACAUUAUAGGUUUUUUAUUUAAAAAAAAGCCUGUUUGUAAUGCUGUUUUAAUAAAGCUUCUUGG
Synchiropus splendidus (mandarinfish) is the source of this 1297-nucleotide messenger RNA. It is a transcript of the gene hsf2bp, whose product is annotated as heat shock transcription factor 2 binding protein. Gene Ontology annotation, cellular component: cytosol. The record is from RefSeq and is a predicted model, not a curated record. NCBI's taxonomy places the organism in Eukaryota, Metazoa, Chordata, Actinopteri, Syngnathiformes, Callionymidae. Bases 154 to 1182 code for a protein of 342 amino acids. The transcript is spliced from 10 exons.